Messenger RNA from Lactuca sativa (garden lettuce), 1023 nucleotides. Its product is annotated as ethylene-responsive transcription factor ERF026. Lineage: Eukaryota; Viridiplantae; Streptophyta; Magnoliopsida; Asterales; Asteraceae. Gene Ontology annotation, biological process: regulation of DNA-templated transcription. The record is from RefSeq and is a predicted model, not a curated record. Gene Ontology annotation, molecular function: DNA-binding transcription factor activity; DNA binding.
UUUUCUUUUUCUUUCUUCAUAUUCCCUUGAAAUGGUGCUUCCAAAUCCACAGCAGAUAGUGACUCCUUCUCAACUUCAUAUAGUCGAAAUAUAUUGACUUCAUAUAAUCGAGGGGCUACAGGCUACUUGAUAGUAUAUUUUAAGAAACUUUAUGCUAUCGGAAUAUUUUGUCUUGCCUAUAAAAACCGUAUCCACCUAACAAUGGACCACCAACAUAACUAACUACCCAAGCGUACACCCAUCCAUAAGAUUGCAUGGCUAACCGGCGUCGCAAUUCCUCAGCUUUUCAGCUACCCCAAAAUGAUCAAACAGCUUCUCAAUCCACCGCAGCAGCAGGUGGCUCCUCCCCAGUUUACCAUGGAAUCCGAUUGCGAGCUGGGAAAUGGGUUUCUGAAAUUCGUGAAAACAAGUCCAGUCGCAUAUGGCUUGGUUCGUAUCCGACACCAGAGAUGGCUGCUGCUGCUUACGACGUGGCUGCAUUGGCAAUCAAAGGUAAGUAUGCAGUCCUAAACUUUCCAGAAUCUAUUCUCGAAAAUACGCUUCCCGAGUGUCCUACUGCCGAUGACAUCCGUGCCGCAGCUGCAAGAGCAGCUGCCGCUCGAUCACCGGCGUAUGAGUAUGGUGGCGGAAGCAUGACGGUGGGUGGUACAAAUACAGCUCCUCCAGCUGGACCUGGUAUGUAUGUGGAUGAUGAAGCAGUGGUUGGCAUGCCAAGUCUGUUGUCAGAUAUGGCGGAGGGAAUGCUCCUUAGUCCACCGAGGAUCGAUUCUAAUCCGCCAGACGAUGGAACAUAUUAUUCUGGUGGAGGAAAUUUGUGGAAUUACUAAAAGCAGUCUUCGUAACAACCAGUACUAUGCAUGAACUAUGAAUCCCUGAAUAUCAGUAAAACUUUAUUGUAUGUUUUUAUCGUGUGCCUUUGUUUUUUUAUCACCAAGAUCUUCGGUUAGCAAAACAACCAUGAUGUUGGAGUUUCUGUGGUUACACCGUUUAUCUUUACGUAAUUUUACAUGUUUCCCAAUAAAU